AUGAGUUCAAGUCAGGUGAAAAGAGCACAAAAAAGCCUCUUUGCGUGGAGUUUCAAGUGCUACCAGGAGGACGAAUACGAUGGCAUCGCCACAACUGCCGAGGAAACCAAUGGCCAGCCACCGCCAGAGCCCCCCAUUUACGCAUGCAAGUUUGGAGAAGGACCACAGUAUGGGCACAUAUUAGUGCUGGCUAACGAGGAUGGGAAAAUUGGGCUAAGAGACACGAGGCAGAAGGGGAACCAGGCUGCAAUUGAAGCUCAUCAGAUACACAACAAUGCAAUAUUCGAUGUGUGUUGGGUGCCAGGAACUCCGGAACUGGUGUCUGUCUCAGGAGAUCAGACUGCCAUUGUUCUGAGAGUGAAAGAAGAUGGUGCCCUAGAGCCUGUCCUCACGCUGAUGGGACACUCGCGAUCGGUGAAAACUGUUCAUGUUAAUCCCUUUGAUCCAUAUGUGAUAGCAACUGGUGCUCGAGAUGGGAGUGUGAUCAUCUGGGACAAACGGUGUAAACCACAUCAUCGUGCAGACGAAAUAGCCCCUGCCCAUCACAGCCUGACAAACAGAAGUAUUGCUUCUCCUAGCAUGCGCAAAGUUGCCGCAGGGGGAUCAUUGGCUAACAACAGUGUUACAGGAGUUGUGUUUCAGCAGCAGCAUACACUUAUUUCAUCUGGAGCAUCUGAUGGACUGAUCAAGCUGUGGGACCUGAGGAAAACACAUAGUGGAGGGAGGCGAGAACCACAGUGCCAGAGCCUACUAGAACACAGUGGCAAUUCCUCUCAUCGGGGAUUCACCUCCUUGUCUGUAUCGCCAGAGAGAGAUGUUCUUUACACAUCCUGUAUGGACAAUGUAAUCUAUGCCUACCACUUGGCAAACCCAACACCAAGGCCAGUUGCUGAAUAUAGAGGACAUGUAAACCUCACCUACUAUGUUAAGUCUUGCCUGAGUCCAUGUGGGUCAUACCUCUUAAGUGGCUCAAGUGAUAACCAUGCUUACAUUUGGCUCACAGAGAAGCCUGGGAGACCUAUUGCAAGACUUACAGGUCAUUUUGCAGAGGUCACUUCAGUGGGAUGGUGUCCAGUUGAUGAUGAGAAGUUGGUGACAUGUGCAGAUGAUAUGAAGCUUAGGGUCUUCCAGCGAAGAAACACAAACCUAGAUGAUUUUGAUGAAAGAAUGAAGCUUCGAGGACUGGCUGAAGUAUACACCGCAGAACACGCCAAAAGUGACAUUGCAGAGCCCGGUGAAAGCUCGGUGAAUGAACCACAGGAUCCCCUACCUCCCCUGCCCAUCACCCCAAGCACAUCUCGUCUUCCUGCUUCCACAUCAGCCACACCCUCAAGCAUGAGAGGGAGAGAAGGACCGUCUAGCUUGCAGUCUCCUCAAAAUCAUCCAAUGACGCCCAGACAACAAACACCUCAUCAGCGAUCUCGAGGCAGAGGUACGCCUUGCACACCGAAAACAAGCGAGAGGAAUACACUGCUACAUUGGCUAGCAGCCGCAAAGACUCCGGGGCCCCAGGAAUCACCGAGCACUUCAGGAGCUGCACCAGUAAGUGCAAGCAAAAAGGCUGGGUUGAAACGCAAGCUAACUGACCUCAUGGGGGAAGACCAGGAGAAUAUCAGUGGUGAGGACAAGAAAAAGUCCCCUAUUUCCCCCAAGAAGAAUGUGCUGUGUCCAUCCUCUGCACAGAACUUCCCCUGUUCACCCCAGCCAAGCGCGGCCAAGAUGCUCAAAUACGGAGAUGAUGCAAGAGCCUCCUUGAAACAGGAAGGCUGUGAAGGCUUUACAGAAAUGAGUGAAAGUAUCAAGCCCAUAGAAGCCCAGGAUAAAGUAGCCCUUGAUGGAGGAUUCAGGAAGCCCGUGACAAAUGUAGUGAACCGCUCACUGGAAACGGUGAAGGAAGAAGGUACCAGCUGCCCCAAAGAGCAGCUUGCUAAGGCUCCAAAAAUAGCAGAAAAUGCAUUAAAGAUCAAGAGCCAAUUUUCCCCUUCACCCUUCAGAUUUGGGCACCUCUCUUCUCCAACAGCCAACCUGCCCAAUUAUGUGGUGGAUGGCUCCUCGCCUCACAAUCGACCAGAAGUACGAGUGGAGAAGAAAAAGAACACAGACUGGCUAACCUCCUUUAGCCACCAGAGGAAACUGAAAUUUAUGAGAACACCUGACAAAGUUGAGAGAAAGCAUGCCUCGGGGUUCUCUUCUCACGUCAAAAAGAAGGAAAAGAAGGUUCUCCACAUAAAGCAAAAGCAUCAGAAACUUACCCUGUGAGGACAAAUUGGCUAAGUAAGUUCAUACCAAAGUCAUAAGGAGUCAAAUUUUAAUUGUAGCUAUACUCUUGUACCUGAAUUUAUAAAAAAAAAAGGUUUAUUUUUAUUGGUAAAUACUGUUGUACAUAGUUUUCACACAAGGUGAUAUAAAUUGUGGUCUAUAUUGCUUAAAAUGAAGUAUUGUUUGCAUGUUAGUAUGUUAGUCUUGUUUUGAUCUAAUUACACUACUACAUUUGUAUUACACUCAUAAUAGGAUCCGGUUGCUUGUAAUGUAAUAAGAUACAUUUUAUUUCUGCAUUAUACUGUGGCACUCUAUAUUAUGGAUGGUACUUUUAUAUUCCUACAUAUAAGAGAAAAUGUAAAACCUGAGUGAAAA
Messenger RNA from Penaeus indicus, 2634 nucleotides. It is a transcript of the gene l(2)dtl, whose product is annotated as denticleless protein homolog. The coding region runs from base 1 to 2259 and encodes 752 amino acids. Gene Ontology annotation, biological process: mitotic G2 DNA damage checkpoint signaling; proteasome-mediated ubiquitin-dependent protein catabolic process. Gene Ontology annotation, cellular component: nucleus. The record is from RefSeq and is a predicted model, not a curated record. Gene Ontology annotation, molecular function: protein-macromolecule adaptor activity; protein binding. The transcript has 8 exons. NCBI's taxonomy places the organism in Eukaryota, Metazoa, Arthropoda, Malacostraca, Decapoda, Penaeidae.